Tetrahymena thermophila SB210 is the source of this 828-nucleotide messenger RNA. Its product is annotated as enoyl-(acyl carrier) reductase. The transcript is spliced from 9 exons. Gene Ontology annotation, molecular function: oxidoreductase activity. Lineage: Eukaryota; Ciliophora; Oligohymenophorea; Hymenostomatida; Tetrahymenidae. The record is from RefSeq and is a predicted model, not a curated record.
AUGGGAAAUAAUUUAGCAGUUUUAUAAAUAAUGCCCAACAAGUUUAAGUCGGGUUCAGUAGUAUUAAUUACAGGAGCAUCAUAGGGAAUAGGAAAGGAACUAGCAUUAAGAUAUGCAUCUAGAUAAUGCAGACUGCUUUUGUGUGCCAGAAAUGUCGAAUUAUUGAAAAAUGUGUAAAGCUUAUGCAAUCAUUUAGGAGGUAAAGCUGAGAUAUGCUAAAUGGAUGUUUCUAAUGAAGAGGAUUGCAAGAGAAUGAUCUAAGAAUGUAUUAAGCAUUUUUCAAAAAUCGAUAUCUUAGUUUUAAAUGCUGGUGUUAAUGCUCAUAGUAAAUUUGUGGAACUCCCAGAUUUAAGUUCUUUUAAGAAAGUAAUGGAAACCAACUUUUAUGGAUGUGUUUAUCCUACAAAGUAUGCUUUACCAUAUUUAUAAAAAACUAAAGGUCAAAUACUUGUUUUAUCUUCUCUUUCCGGUGAGAUUGGACUUCCUUUCCGUACUGCAUAUUGUAGCAGCAAAUUCGCUGUAACUGGCUUCUUUGAAUCUUUGAGAAUAGAACUAGAAAAUAAAGAUAUAGCAAUUACUAUAGUUUGUCCUCCAUCAGUAAAAACUAAUAUGAGAGAUCAUGAUCUCUUGCAAAAAUAUAAAACAGAAGAAAUGAAUGAAACUGACAAUAGAAUGAGUGUUGAAUAAUGUGCUGAUACUAUCAUUCUUGCAGCUGAUAAAAGAGCAAGAAAAGUAUUCUUCCCACGUUAAGCUUACCUUGCUGCAUAUAUUAGACCAUUCUUCCCAGAUUAUGUUGAUAAUAAAUUAAAGAAAUUUGCUAAACUAUGA